This is a messenger RNA of Perca fluviatilis (European perch), 1360 nucleotides long. Its product is annotated as ecto-ADP-ribosyltransferase 5-like. Gene Ontology annotation, molecular function: NAD+ poly-ADP-ribosyltransferase activity; NAD+-protein-arginine ADP-ribosyltransferase activity. Lineage: Eukaryota; Metazoa; Chordata; Actinopteri; Perciformes; Percidae. The transcript has 2 exons. The coding region runs from base 130 to 960 and encodes 276 amino acids. The record is from RefSeq and is a predicted model, not a curated record.
GCUUCCUAUAGAAGUGUACUGUACCCAGACCAUGUUGUUCCAUUGACGGGUCUUUCUGCUCGACUCAACAAGUUGCCAGAGAUUAUUUUAUCUAACAGCUGUGUCUCCAGGUUUCUGCUUUGGUGGAAGAUGGCAAUGAUGGUCGUUUUGGCAGCAGUGGUUUUCACUUAUGGAGUCUCUCCAGGAAUUGCAAGGGACGAUGGUGAAUCUGGUGCUGUAGCUGGGGCUGGCACUAUGGGAGACAGUGUACUUCCACUGGACAUGGCUGAAAACUCUGUUGACGACAUGUACGAUGGGUGCAAAAAAGAAAUGAAGAAGAGGGUAACAAAAGACCUGGAGAUUGAGAAGGAAGCCGACAAAGUGUUCAAAAAGAUCUGGGAAACCUCAGAGAAAAAUAAACACAUUUUUAAAUGGAUUCCCAAAGUACUGACACAGAAACAGAUUGUAGCUAUUUCUUCUUACACUUACGUUGGCAUUAAGACAGAAAAUGGGUUAAAGAAUGUGUAUGGUAAUUUGAACACUGCAGUUCGAACCCAGGGACCUGAGUACAAUACCGCAUUCGGGUAUCACGCACUUCACUUUCUCCUGACUACUGCUAUUCAAGCUAAACGAGUAAAACAAUGUCUCACUGUCUACCGUAGAGUCAAUGUGUCCUUUAGCCAAGAUGUUCAAAACAAAUCGUUUCGCUUUGGCUCUUUCACCUCAGCCUCACUGAAUGAUUACCUCAAUGCAGCAAUAUUUGGAGACAAGUCAUGCUUUGAAAUUGUCACGUGCAUGGGAGCAAAAAUCUCCAGCUAUUCUAGUGUUCCGAAAGAAAGAGAAGUGCUGAUUCCUCCCUAUGAGGUCUUUAAAGUCGUAGACAUAACGAGGCCAACUACGAAACUUCCAUGUGAGGUGGUCUAUAAAGUGAAGAGUACAGGCUAUGUUUCCAAGUUGAAUUGUGCUCUUUUUCCAAAGUAAACACUUUCACGUUUUACAUACAGUUAACAAAACAUGUAAAAUUUAGGACGCACCAUUUUAAGUACUGCAAAUGAUCUGUAAUCAAGAUUAAUGUGAAUGUGGAUUUAUUUGUUAACAAUGACAUUUCUCGACAAUCUCAAAUUGAGGUGUAGAUUUUCUACUGUGCAACAAGUGUUUAAGAGAAAUAAACACUAGCUGCAUAAAAAUGAACCCUUACAAUUGUGUCAUUGUUAAACUGGAUCUGUAUGAAAAUGUUUAAAUGAAUAACAAGAAUUUAAAUGUCGUAAAAAUUGUAUUAUUGCCCAUGUCAUCUGUAUUUAAAUUGGAUGCAUAACCUGUCCUAUAUACAAAGUUACUGUAUGAAAACUGUCUUAAAAAAUUAAACACUCGUGUUUCCUAA